AUGCCGGCGCCUGGCCCGAAGGACGGCCACGCCUCUCGAGCGUCGAGGGAUUUAAAGCUCACCCGUGGCGCGUCUGCAAAAUCGAACGGGUUUAAAUACGGCGGCGGGGGUCGUGAUUUGGACCACGGAGGAGGACAAGGAGCAGGAGGCGUAAGAACGGGAAUUUCCAACUCUCUUCGUGACCAACGGAGUCGGAAAGCGUUACAGAGGAAGUUCUUCGAGCGGAAACGGAAGCGAGAGGAAGAAGAAGAAGACAAAGAAGAAGAAGAAGAAAGAAAAGACCGUUUUACUACGCGCGACGACGACGAAAACUUCGACGACGAAACGAAGACGAAGAAGAAACGACGGAGAUUGGACGAGGAAAGUGAAGGAGAGAAAAGAGAGAAAGAGGAGGAGGCAAAAGAGGAAGCGGACGCGGUGACGAGUUCGGAUCCGAUUUCAACGAAAAAAGAGAGUAAAAUACUAAUAACGUUUCCGUGGUUGUGCGACGUUUGUUUUGAAGGAGAAGGAAGGAAAGUCGUCGCGCAAUCGGAGCAUCAGAGGAACGAUCAUUUGAAUUCGAAGAAGCAUAAGAAGAAUUGCGAGAAGCGACGCGGGAGGGAGUUGUUGCGAACGAUGUUCUUCGCGGAGAAGAAGGAGACGACUUUAGGGACUUGA
Molecule: messenger RNA, 657 nt
Organism: Bathycoccus prasinos
Lineage: Eukaryota; Viridiplantae; Chlorophyta; Mamiellophyceae; Mamiellales; Bathycoccaceae
Exons: 1
Coding region: 1-657 (218 amino acids)
Source: RefSeq, a predicted model, not a curated record